AUGGAUGUUACAGAAAAGGACGCCGGCCGGGCUGAGGGGGGCCGGGGCAGAGCCUCCCCGGCCGUGAACGCGGAAUUUUUCAAGGAGCUGGUGGAACUCCGCAAGCUGUUCUUCCCCAAGCUGGUGAGCGCCGAGCUAGGCUUGCUCUGCCUGCACUCGGUCGCUCUGGUUUCCAGGACCUUCCUCUCCAUCUACGUGGCCGCCCUCGACGGGAAGAUUGUGAAAAGCAUCGUGGAGAAAAAGCCCCGGAGCUUUGUCUUCAAAUUAAUCAAGUGGCUGAUGAUUGCGAUCCCGGCCACCUUCGUGAACAGCACCAUCCGGUACCUGGAGUGCAAGCUGGCCCUCGCCUUCCGCACGCGCCUGGUGGAUCACGCCUAUGAGACCUACUUUGCCAACCAGACUUACUACAGGGUGAUCAGCAUGGACGGGCGGCUGGCCAACCCUGACCAGUCCCUCACUGAGGACAUCAUGAUGUUCUCCCAGUCCGUGGCACACCUCUACUCCAACCUCACCAAGCCCAUCCUGGACGUCGUGCUCACCUCCUACACCCUCAUCCGCACGGCGCGGUCCCGGGGGGCUAAUCCCAUCGGGCCCACACUCCUGGCCGGGCUCGUCGUCUACGCCACAGCCCGUGUGCUCAAAGCCUGCUCACCCAAGUUUGGCAAGCUGGUGGCUGAGGAGGCGCACAAGAAGGGCUAUCUGCGCUUCAUGCACUCGCGCAUCAUUGCCAAUGUGGAAGAGAUCGCCUUUUAUCGAGGGCACAAGGUAGAAAUGAAACAACUGCAAAAAAGCUACAAGGCUUUGGCAGAUCAAAUGAAUCUCAUUUUGUCCAAACGUUUAUGGUACAUCAUGAUAGAGCAGUUCCUGAUGAAGUAUGUCUGGAGUAGCUGUGGUAUGAUUAUGGUUGCUGUGCCUAUCAUCACCGCAACGGGAUUUGCAGAUGGCGAAUUGGAAGAUGGCCAGAAACAGGCAAUGGUUAGUGAAAGAACAGAAGCUUUUACUACAUCACGAAAUUUGCUGAUCUCUGGAGCAGAUGCUAUUGAAAGGAUUAUGUCUUCAUACAAAGAGGUUACGGAGCUAGCAGGCUACACCGCCCGUGUCUACAACAUGUUUUCGGUUUUUGAUGAAGUGAAGAGAGGCAUCUACAAAAGAACUGCUGUUAUUCAAGAGUCUGAAAACAACAGCAAGAAUGAAGAUAAAGCAGAAUUACACAUCGAUGGGCCCUUAGAAAUCAAAGGGAAAGUUAUUGAUGUUGAUCAUGGAAUUAUUUGUGAAAAUGUUCCUAUUAUUACUCCGAAUGGCGAUGUGGUGGUUUCCAGACUAAACUUCAAAGUCCAGGAGGGGAUGAAUCUUUUAAUCACGGGACCCAAUGGCUGUGGAAAGAGUUCGCUCUUCAGAAUUUUAAGUGGUUUGUGGCCUGUGUAUGAAGGAGUUCUCUACAAACCCCCUCCACAGCACAUGUUUUAUAUACCACAAAGGCCCUACAUGUCCAUUGGAACGCUACGUGAUCAAGUCAUCUAUCCAGACUCAGUGGAUGACAUGCAUGAGAAAGGCUACCAAGAUCAGGAUCUGGAGUGUAUCCUGCAUAUGGUUCAUCUGUACCACAUAGUUCAAAGAGAAGGAGGCUGGGAUGCCAUCAUGGAUUGGAAAGAUGUCUUAUCAGGAGGAGAGAAACAAAGGAUGGGCAUGGCUCGGAUGUUUUACCAUAAGCCGAAAUACGCAUUGCUGGAUGAAUGUACAAGUGCUGUAAGCAUUGAUGUUGAAGGAAAGAUAUUCCAAGCUGCAAAAGCUGCUGGGAUAUCGCUGCUUUCUAUAACACACAGACCUUCUCUUUGGAAGUACCACACUCACUUGCUGCAGUUUGACGGACAAGGCGGCUGGCGUUUCGAGCAGCUGGACACCGCUAUCCGUUUAUCAUUGAGUGAGGAAAAACAGAGACUGGAAUCCCAACUUGCAGGAAUUCCUAAAAUGCAGCAGAGACUGAAUGAACUGUGUAAAAUCUUGGGAGAAGACUCAGUGCUUAAAACAAUGGACAAAGAGGAAUAAAUAAUUUAUGUUUU
Molecule: messenger RNA, 2060 nt
Organism: Opisthocomus hoazin
Lineage: Eukaryota; Metazoa; Chordata; Aves; Opisthocomiformes; Opisthocomidae
Gene: ABCD2
Product: ATP binding cassette subfamily D member 2
Biological process (GO): long-chain fatty acid import into peroxisome; peroxisome organization; fatty acid beta-oxidation
Cellular component (GO): peroxisomal membrane
Molecular function (GO): ATP binding; long-chain fatty acid transmembrane transporter activity; ATP hydrolysis activity
Source: RefSeq, a predicted model, not a curated record